ACCGCAGGAAGCCCCACGAAAACCCUCGCCACCGCGCGCAGCCUCCACACCGGCGGCGCAGAGCUAGAAGCGAAAGCGACGGAGGUUUUUCUCUCCGGCGAUGGAGCACGUGAACCCUCUCACCGGCUUCCGAGUCGACGGGCGCCGCCCCAACGAGAUGCGGCAGCUCAGGGGCGAGGUCGGCGUCGUCUCCAGGGCCGACGGGUCGGCGCUGUUCGAGAUGGGCAACACCCGGGUCAUCGCCGCCGUCUACGGCCCUCGAGAGAUCCAGAACAGAAGUCAGCAAGUAAACUUGAAAGAGGCCUUGGUGCGUUGUGAAUAUCGAAUGGCAGAAUUCAGCACUGGGGAUCGAAGGAGAAAGCCAAAAGGUGACAGGCGAUCAACAGAAAUUUCACUUGUUAUUAGACAAACAAUGGAGGCAAGCAUAUUAACACAUUUGAUGCCACACUCACAGAUUGAUAUUUUUGUCCAAGUUCUUCAAGCUGAUGGUGGAACAAGGUCAGCAUGCAUCAAUGCUGCAACACUAGCACUUGCAGAUGCUGGGAUUCCAAUGAAAGACAUUGUUACGUCUUGCAGUGCUGGAUAUCUGUGUUCUACUCCUUUGCUUGAUCUGAAUUAUAUAGAAGACAGUGCUGGAGGUCCUGAUGUCACUGUUGGCAUUCUUGCAAAGAUGGACAAAGUGACUCUUCUGCAGAUGGAUGCAAAGUUACCGAUGGACACAUUUGAAACUGUAAUGGAACUUGCAACUGAAGGGUGCAAAGCUAUCGCAACCUACAUACGAGAGGUGCUGUUGGAGAACACGAAACAGCUGGAGUGUCAGCGUGGUUAGUUAAACAUAGGCUGGAGUUUUAAUAGUUAAAUGUAGCAGGCGAUGACAUUGAUUUCUUACGAAGUAAGGCCUGUUCUGCUUUGUGUAUCGGCUGAUAAUUUAUCUGCUUAGCAGAAUCAGUAUCCAACGAUUGGUGUUGAAUCUGACGAAGAUUGCUGGCUUGUCGCCACACUUCGUGUAUCAUGUGAAUCUGUACUGUCUGGAUGAACAACUCUUGUAGCACACAUGAAUGCUGAUGUCUGCUUUAUUGGUUGAACAGAUUAUGUGAAACUUGUAUUGAAGGAGUUUACGAGGAA
Molecule: messenger RNA, 1125 nt
Organism: Lolium rigidum
Lineage: Eukaryota; Viridiplantae; Streptophyta; Magnoliopsida; Poales; Poaceae
Product: exosome complex component RRP41 homolog
Exons: 11
Coding region: 101-829 (242 amino acids)
Biological process (GO): U4 snRNA 3'-end processing; nuclear mRNA surveillance; rRNA catabolic process
Cellular component (GO): nucleolus; cytoplasmic exosome (RNase complex); nuclear exosome (RNase complex)
Source: RefSeq, a predicted model, not a curated record